CUGGUUAAAGUGCAAAAACAGGUAUUUGAUCUCAUGCCUCACCUCUGUUCCACUCAUGCUGGACCCGCCCUCUAUUGCUCUGCCACACUUUAAAUACUGCACAACACAGAACAAACAGUUAGGGAACCGAGAGAAGGACAUAGAAAGAUAUAAACUGGGUUGUAAUGAACAUUUAAUAGAAGAGAGAUGGAACUCUCUAGCUCAUUGGUGUUGGUUUUAGUCUUUGUUGUGUUGAUGUUGGUCAAAUGGAAGAGGAAGGCGAGUGGACUUUCUUUGCCUCCAGGGCCACUAGCACUGCCACUGGUUGGAAAUUUGCCAAUAAUGGACAAGAGUGCACCCUUUAAAAGCUUUAUGAAGUGGAGUAAAACCUAUGGGCCUGUGAUGACGGUGUACAUAGGACUCCAAAGAACGGUGGUUCUGGUUGGUUAUGAUACAGUGAAAGAGGCUCUAGUGGACCAGGCAGACGACUUCAAAGGCAGAGCACCCGUUCCCUUUCUGUACAGAGUUCUGAGAGGCUAUGGUUUGGCCAUCAGUAAUGGAGAUCGUUGGCAACAGCUCAGGCGGUUCACUCUCACCACAUUGAGGGAUUUUGGAAUGGGACGCAAACAAAUGGAACAAUGGAUUCAAGAAGAGAGCAGGCAUUUGCUGGACAGUUUUGAAGAAACCAAAUCAACACCAGUCGACCCAACCUUCUUUAUGAGCCGGGCUGUGUCCAAUGUGAUCUGUUCUCUGGUGUUUGGGCAGCGCUUUGAUUAUGAAGACAAAAACUUCUUGCACUUGCUUCAGAUACUUUCCAGACUCAUUCGCUUUGGCAGCAGCCCUUGGGGUCAGAUGUACAACAUCUUCCCUAAACUAAUGGAGUUUUUGCCUGGUAGACAUCAUGCCAUGUUUAGAGAGGUAGAGGACAUCAAAGCCUUCAUUAUGACAAAAAUCAAGGAGCAUGAGCAGAAUUUAGACUUCAAUGACCCAAAUGACUUUAUCGACUGCUUCCUUAUAAGACUCAAAGAGGAGAAACAAAAUCCUGACACAGAAUUCCACAAGGAUAACAUGCUGGCGACUGUUUUAAAUCUGUUCGUAGCUGGUACAGACACCACCAGCACAACUAUCAGAUAUGCCUUGAUGCUGUUGAUCAAGCACCCCCACAUACAGGAGCAAAUGCAGAGGGAGAUUGAUCGAGUUAUUGGACAGAACAGAAACCCUACAAUGGAUGACAGGAAGUCCCUCCCAUUUACUGACGCUGUCAUUCAUGAAGUACAACGCUAUAUGGACAUUGCCCCACUAAAUUUUCCCCACUAUGCCACGCAUGACAUCUCAUUCAGAGGUUAUUUAAUACCAAAGGACACUGUAAUUCUUCCCAUGCUACACUCUGUCCUAAGGGAUGAGGGACAGUGGGAAACUCCUUGGACAUUUAACCCAGAGAACUUUCUGGAUGCCAAUGGGAACUUUAAAAAGAAUCCAGCCUUUUUCCCUUUUUCUGCAGGUAAACGCUCUUGUGUGGGCGAGUCUCUGGCUCGUAUGGAGCUCUUUCUGUUCAUCGUGUCUCUGCUUCAGAGGUUCAGCUUCAGUAGUCCAAAGGGUCCAGAUAGCAUUGACCCCACUCCUGAAUUCAGCAGCUUUGGCAACGUGCCUCGAUUCUAUGAUCUUAUUGCAUCCCCCCGCUAAGCAACAUGAAUACUGCUGCUUGUCUCAUUUUACAAACUGAGUACAAAUGGAUCAAAGCUACUUUAGGAUGUAUAUUUUUUUAUAUAAGAUUUUUUAAUGAGCCUAUUUUGUCAAAAUUACCUGAAAAGCAGUCUUGCAUUAAUGCUAUAAUGCAGAGCUUCUCAAAUUUCCAAGUACAACCUUUGAUCAAAUCACCAAGUCUCUUUGCGUGCAAGUUUAAGAGCAAUUUUUGUUGCAUUGAAAAUAAUUAGGCAAUCACCUAAGCAAAAUUUUGGGCUGCCUGCAUUGCCAGAGAAAGAAGAAUUUAAUUACUUCUGUGUAUGAAAUGUGAUGUACAUAGAAAAUAGUUUUGCAUUACCAUGUCUAAGUGAAUGAGACAAGAGAUAAAGGCUGGUCCCUGCAAAAUAAUAUAUUUUUGCAUGAACUAACAGUGUAAUCAGUAAUGUCUUUCUUUAACUGAACACUUUUGGUCCCUUACUGAAUUUGAAAAUCACUGACAGAUAAUUCAACAAACUUUCCAUUAUUUUGAGACAGAAAACAGUAUCUGGUGUUGGUAUCAUCAGCUUUGCUAUAGAUGCAAUGAUUUAAAUGUUUUACUUUUUAAAUUGAUACAUAAAAUUAAAUAAUAAUAAAAAAACUUUACCAAAUAAAUAAAACUAAGUGGUUUGUCCAAA
Molecule: messenger RNA, 2336 nt
Organism: Megalobrama amblycephala (Wuchang bream)
Lineage: Eukaryota; Metazoa; Chordata; Actinopteri; Cypriniformes; Xenocyprididae
Product: cytochrome P450 2G1-like
Exons: 9
Coding region: 187-1662 (491 amino acids)
Biological process (GO): xenobiotic metabolic process
Cellular component (GO): intracellular membrane-bounded organelle; cytoplasm
Molecular function (GO): heme binding; oxidoreductase activity, acting on paired donors, with incorporation or reduction of molecular oxygen, reduced flavin or flavoprotein as one donor, and incorporation of one atom of oxygen; iron ion binding
Source: RefSeq, a predicted model, not a curated record